AUGACGCCCGACGAUCUAUCACAGGUGGGCAAGAGGUAUUACAAGAACUUCACCCUGUGCACGGAACACGGGGCUGCCACGGCGAAAUGCUUUUGGCCCAACCCCCUGGCCGAAGGCUUCAUCACCGGGAUCCACAGACAGUUCUUUUCAAACUGUAGUGCGGAAAAAAUCAAUUGGGAGGACCCACCGGAUAAAAUUCUCAUCACCCUGAUUCUAAUACCUGUUCUCCUAACCAUGGCCAUGAUCGGGCUGGUGGUCUGGUGUAGCAAGAGGAGCGACAUUUUGGUGUAAUCUCUUCCUACCAUUCCUUUCAUUUUCUUUCUUGCUUCAGAAGGGGGUGGGGAGAGAGGAAAACCCUGUACGUUUUAUGCACCCCAGAGUUCUAAGGUGUGUGAAGCAAUAAGGGCGUGUGUGAAUUUUCCUGUAGCCACGCAACCCUACUACCUAUAGCCAUUACUUCUCCAAUGAUAUAAAUAUUAUGUUGACGAUGGGCGCGGUGGCUGAUGAUAACCGUGGUUCUUGUCAUGGAAGCCACAGCGAGAAAACUGAAGGCAUAACCUCAAUCCGCUAUCGACCGUUGAGGUUUGUUUUGUAGAAACUCAAGAUGGAAACCCAACAGCUGAACUAAAUCUUUUAACUUGGCUCUCUGUGUGUGUGUGUGUUACAGAGCAGAUGGGCACACACGCUGAACAUCCACCGUGUUUCCUCUAAGCCUCCCCUGGAACUUAAAGUGAACCAUUGAGGCUUUCAGGUGUGAACUUUAGUGAUUUCCUCACCAAAGAGACAUUACCUGAGUAUUGCUGAAGGAUGCCAUUUUCUUCUUUUCCCAUUUCGGAGGCAUAUAAACGUGGGCAAAGUCUAAUUAUACUCCGAGCAACAAAUUGACAGCGAAUCAGCUCACAACUGUGAGUGGACUCUUCUCCGUGUAAGGAGAUCUCAAAAAAAGCUCCUUAAGGGCUGACAUCUUGCCGCUCAAAGCCUGCAGAGGAAGAUGACAGGAUUCUUUUUGCAGGGCCCAAAAGAUAGUAUAGGAUCCUGGGAGGGCUAUGAAAUGGUUCAUUAAAAGUGGCGAAAAGAACUGUUCUAUGCCUUGCUUUAGAAACAAACAAAUAAAAACCACUACCAUUAAUAUUGUUAACUUAAGCAGCAUUAUUUUCCUGUGAAUUCCAAAGUCUUUUGUGCUUGUGAUAUGCUUUAAAUAGACAGCUCUAAUGAUGAGAAGAUACUGCAGCUAAGUUAGUACAGGUGCCUUUCAGAGCUUUGUGUAUUGGGAUAUUUUUCUUGACCAUUCCAGAGGAACUCCGCUCAGAAGUCUUAACGUUACUUGGCAGGCGGCAUCUAUAUUAGCGUUGCCAGACAAAUAAUUUCUGCUUAUCUCUCAGUAAGCAUCAGAUUUGCCACCCAUGAAGCCGAAUGUUCUUGUUUGAGUACCGAGACCUUUCAGUCAUAAACACGAUUGUUCUCGUACCUCCCGUCAUUAAAUAAAGCUAGAAGUGUUU
Molecule: messenger RNA, 1499 nt
Organism: Gekko japonicus
Lineage: Eukaryota; Metazoa; Chordata; Lepidosauria; Squamata; Gekkonidae
Gene: RAMP3
Product: receptor (G protein-coupled) activity modifying protein 3
Exons: 2
Coding region: 1-291 (96 amino acids)
Biological process (GO): regulation of G protein-coupled receptor signaling pathway; calcium ion transport; cellular response to hormone stimulus
Cellular component (GO): cell surface; signaling receptor complex; membrane
Molecular function (GO): coreceptor activity
Source: RefSeq, a predicted model, not a curated record